AUGAAUUCCAGCAGAAAAGACAGAUUGGAUCCCUGUGAAGCGGAAGCUAGGGCGGAACUUGAGAAUCCUCGCGGGCAACCAGCUGAGUAUGUUGACCAACGUCAGAAUCCAGAAUGGUGUAAAGCAAAAAUGGACAAAGCAAUGGAAAAGGCUAGGGGAAGAUGUGCUCGGAGCAGUGGUUUCCACUCACUUAUACAGCGUGGAUCGCAACUGCCUUUUAUUUAAGCACUGCAAUUGACGCAUGGACAGCUUAACUCUCGUGGAUCAUCUACCAUGACAUCACCGCAACAGGUAAACCAAGCUCUAUAUUAUCAGUCAGUCAGCCGGCUCAUCACAAUCACUAAUACAUAGUUGUUGACAAUAGCAAAACACUACCCGACUCCAACAAUAUAAAGAUCUACAUGAUCAAGAAAUGGCUAAAUCUCAAUUAGACAUGGAUAAUACGAACGUUAAUUGCAAAGAGUAUUUUGUCCAAGACGAAUGGGCAAAGUCACAACUUCGAAAGAUUGGUAAUACUUGUCCUAGAGGAUGUCGAUGGAUUAGGAUCGACGGUGGAUGUAGAUGUGGUCAAGGUUUUCAUUGGGCUACUGAUUUGAUGCUUAGUGAGGGAGAGGGAGGAAUUAUUACUACUUUGAGAGUUGUACCGAAGGAAUUUCCAAAUUGUGGUGAAGUAGUUAAAGCCGGCUCGCGUUAUGAUUAG
Messenger RNA from Sclerotinia trifoliorum, 700 nucleotides. Lineage: Eukaryota; Fungi; Ascomycota; Leotiomycetes; Helotiales; Sclerotiniaceae. The record is from the annotation of a GenBank genome assembly.